This is a messenger RNA of Struthio camelus australis, 769 nucleotides long. The record is from RefSeq and is a predicted model, not a curated record. Lineage: Eukaryota; Metazoa; Chordata; Aves; Struthioniformes; Struthionidae.
UGCUCGCUUGUGAUCUCUUACGCCGUCUCCCUCACCUCUAGAUUCCCAGGGUUUGUUUUGCCAUGUCUAGGUGUUCACCCGGUUCAAGACCUUUCCCCGGAAGAGCAACGCAGUGUCACUUUAAAGGAUCUGGAUGCUGCACUGCCGCUUAUAGAACACUAUAAAGAUAAAUUGGUAGCAAUUGGAGAAGUUGGACUAGAUUUCACUCCCAGAUUUGCCAGCUCGGAUGAACAGAAGGAAGGACAAAGACAGGUUUUAAUCAAGCAGGUUGAGUUAGCAAGAAGACUGGAUUUGCCUUUAAAUGUUCAUUCCCGCUCAGCUGGAAGACCAACCAUUAAUCUCUUAAAGGAACAAGGUGCUGGGAAUGUGUUACUCCAUGCAUUUGAUGGGAAGCCAUCCGUAGCAAUGGAAGGCGUGAAAGCUGGAUACUUCUUCUCCAUCCCUCCUUCCGUUAUAAGGAGUGAACAGAAGCAGAAGCUUGUGAAACUGUUACCUCUGGAAAGUAUAUGCUUAGAAAGUGACUCUCCUGCUCUGGGGCCUGAAAAACAGGUAAGAAAUGAACCAAAAAAUAUUUACGUUGCUGCAGAAUGUAUUGCCAAAAUUAAAAGAAUCCCGAUUGAAGAAGUUAUAGAAGUGACAACGCAGAAUGCAGUGAAAGUAUUUCCCAGGCUUCAGAACUUCCUUCGGAUAUAGGCUUAGCAACACAUAAAAUUUGAAAUAAUGUUGCAGAAACUACUGUUUAUGGCCUAAUAAAUCAAACCAACACAUA